AUGUCGCACGGCGAGCGAGAAGCACUUACAGGAGAUCAUCAUCGUCGCGAGCCUAUCCUGGUUUUGUUAGUCAUUCACCAUAAUCAACAUGAAGAUCGGGUCGAACAACCUGUACUGGAAUUUGAUGUGCUUCCUAACCCCAAAGUGGAUGCUAAGGGUUCUGUUGCAAUUAUGGUUAGGUCAGAAGCUUUAAAGAAUCUUGAUCAAGAAGCUUGGAAGAAAUUGGGUUUUGGGGUGGUUUAUGCACUGAUGGUAAUGGAAUUCUUGAAUUUGAUGUUGGCUGCUAUGGGAUCAAAUUUCCCCAUGAGAAUAUUCGAUUGGAAAGAUUCCCCUUUCUUCUUCGCCGCCUCUUUCUCCUUACAAAAUAGAACAAAUAAGAGGACCACACCCGGGGGUGUUGGCCAAAGGCCCUCCGAUGCCUAA
Molecule: messenger RNA, 423 nt
Organism: Prunus armeniaca (apricot)
Lineage: Eukaryota; Viridiplantae; Streptophyta; Magnoliopsida; Rosales; Rosaceae
Source: the annotation of a GenBank genome assembly